AUGAUGUCACCAAAAAAGCACUCACACUCAAUGAUAGCUGAUGAGUACCCCCAAGAGUCAUGGACUCAUAUCUAUACAGAUGGCUCAGCUACAGCAGCUAUAAAAGAUGGGGGAGCUGGCAUCUACAUCCAACAUACCAAUAGUAGAAGUGACACAAUUAGUGCCCUAGAACACCAUCAGCUGCCUGAACUAUCAGAAGUGCUAUCUCGCAUGUCACAAACCAGACAAAUAGCACUCCAGUGGAUCCCCGCACAUUGCGGCAUCCCUGGAAAUGAAAAGGCUGAUGAACUGGCAAAGCUAGGAGCGGAAGGUGAUCAGCCUAUGAACCACAUCAGCUACAAGGAGAAGACAACAACAAUCAAAGCAGCAAUGAGGUGGCAGUCAAACAAGGAUGACUACCACUACCUGGACAGGAGGGAGCAAGUAACUAUCUUUAGGCUCCGCACAGGUCAUAACAGGCUGAACAUAUGUACAAAAUUAAACUAG
Messenger RNA from Ruditapes philippinarum (Manila clam), 486 nucleotides. Its product is annotated as ribonuclease H-like. The transcript has 2 exons. Gene Ontology annotation, molecular function: RNA-DNA hybrid ribonuclease activity; nucleic acid binding. The record is from RefSeq and is a predicted model, not a curated record. Bases 1 to 486 code for a protein of 161 amino acids. Lineage: Eukaryota; Metazoa; Mollusca; Bivalvia; Venerida; Veneridae.